Aspergillus campestris IBT 28561 is the source of this 330-nucleotide messenger RNA. RefSeq lists its product as uncharacterized. Bases 1 to 330 code for a protein of 109 amino acids. The transcript has a single exon. NCBI's taxonomy places the organism in Eukaryota, Fungi, Ascomycota, Eurotiomycetes, Eurotiales, Aspergillaceae. The record is from RefSeq and is a predicted model, not a curated record.
AUGUCACCACAUCUCUCCCUCCACACCUCCUUCGACCACCCUCAUCCGCAACUAUCCCGCCGACAACCACCCCCGCAAGAUCGUCCCUACAACAACAACACCACCACCCCCUCAGCUCAACCACCACCUCCCCCACCUCCUCGCCCACCUCUCCAGCCUCACUCACGGCCACCACCAACAAGAACAACCCCCCAAGACGCUGCCUCUUCCACCCGCACCAGCGCCCCUUCUCCUCCAUCGAACCCACCACCCCGCCCCUAUCAUCCGGCUCAGGAUUCGGAUCCCCACCCAGAACCCCCGUCCUCCUCCGCCGCCGCCCCUCCAAAAUAG